Thecamonas trahens ATCC 50062 is the source of this 4251-nucleotide messenger RNA. RefSeq lists its product as uncharacterized. The record is from RefSeq and is a predicted model, not a curated record. Gene Ontology annotation, molecular function: protein binding. The coding region runs from base 1 to 4251 and encodes 1416 amino acids. The transcript has 2 exons. Gene Ontology annotation, biological process: developmental pigmentation. NCBI's taxonomy places the organism in Eukaryota, Apusomonadida, Apusomonadidae. Gene Ontology annotation, cellular component: cytoplasm.
AUGACUGAUGGCGACCACUGGGUGGACAUGACUGAUGGCGACCACUGGGUGGACAUGACUGAUGGCGACCACUGGGUGGACAUGACUGAUGGCGACCACUGGGUGGACAUGACUGAUGGCAACCACUGGGUGGACAUGACUGAUGGCAACCACUGGGUGGACAUGACUGAUGGCAACCACUGGGUGGACAUGACUGAUGGUGAUCACUGGGUGGACAUGACUGAUGGCGACCACUGGGUGGACAUGACUGAUGGCAACCACUGGGUGGACAUGACUGAUGGCAACCACUGGGUGGACAUGACUGAUGGCAACCACUGGGUGGACAUGACUGAUGGCAACCACUGGGUGGACAUGACUGAUGGCAACCACUGGGUGGACAUGACUGAUGGCAACCACUGGGUGGACAUGACUGAUGGCAACCACUGGGUGGACAUGACUGAUGGUAACGUACCGGCACCGGUCUCUUCUGCUGACAUGCUGCUCAUUGGCGAUGACUGCCCUGACCUCUACACCUCUGUCGCCCUCAAUCGCCACUACAUCGUAUUUGGCGCCUCGACAGGCUCUAUCUACGUGUACAACCGCGCAACACUGAAACAUGUUGCCCUGGUCGCCACCUCGGCCGACUCUGCCAUCACCCGCCUCGCCUUUUCGCCGGCCGAUGAAGACGUGGUGGCUACUGCUGCUGCCGACGGCCUCGUCCGCGUCUGGCGCCUGGCGCUGACCAAUGGCGCAAAGGGCAAGGGAAAGCCGAAGGAACUGCGCAAGGUCAAGGACCAUAAGGACGCCAGCGACAUUGUGGCGCUUGCCUGGGAUGCCCCCGGCGACAGGCUCUUUUCCGCCGAUGCCUUGGGCGCCGUUGUUGUCACCUACGUCCGAGGUGCCAAGUUCCGCAAGUCGGAGCGCGUUGCCGCCGGCGCCACUCCUGUUGUCCAGCUUGACUACUCGGAACCGAGCCUCCUCGUCUCCAACACUGAGAAGGCUGCCCUCGUCGAGACCAAGACCAAAGACGUGGUCCAGAUUGGGACCCAGGCGCGCGAUGGCGCGUACGGUGCAUGCUUCACCCGCACGCUCGUGCCGGCCACACUGUCGACCGUCGCCGCAGCUGCCGGCGGCGCCACUCGCCUCAUUUGCGCUGCCCGCCCGGGCGGCCGCGUCUGGCUUGCCGACGACUCGGGCAAUGUCCACGCCACUCUCAAUCUCGGCGAGGAGGUUGCCGACGUCGAGCCGCUCACACCGUUAGCGCCCACGGCCACCGCCUACGCGUCGUUCCCCAUAUCGGUCGGCUCGGCGUCCGACGAGGGCGAUGCACCGGACGUCGAGUUUGCCCGCCUUGAGCAGAUCGGUGACGCGCUCAUCGCGCUCACGGCCUCGGCCGUCUUUGUGUUUGACCUUGAAACAGCCGGCGCCCGCCAGUGGUUCCCGCUGCCUGACGGGCCACCUGUGGUCGACGUCGCGCUUGACGCCGACGGUAUGGUUGUCCUCCGCGAAGACGCGUCGCUCUCGCGCUACGCGAUCACCCCCGUCUCCGACGUCUUUGCCGCUUACCUCGCCGCAGGAGACACGCUCUCAGCCCUUCAUCUGGUGUACACCCUCGAGUGGGCGCCGCCGAUCGCCGAUUUUGAGCGCCUGGCCGCCGCCAUGGGUGAUCUCGAGCUUGACGAUGACGUUGUCGAGCUUGUCACCGAGAUGCUCGAAGAGGCCCAGGCUGCUGCUGCUGCUGCCGCCGAGGCCGCCGCUGCUGCCGCUGCUGCCGCUGCUGCUGCCGCCUACGAUCCUGUUGUCGAGGCUGAGCGUGAGCGCGAAGCCGCUGCUGCUGCUGCCGCCGAGGAGGCUCGUGCCAAGCGCCAGGCUGCUGCCCGCGCACAACUGGAGGCUGAGGCCGAGGCUGUCCGCAAACGUGUCGAAGCUGCCCAGCGCGAGCAGGAGCGCCUUGCUGCUCUCGCCGCUGCUGCCACCGCCGCUACCCCGGACCCCGAGCCUCAGCCCGAGCCUCAGCCCGAGCCUCAGCCCGAGCCCCAGCCCGAGCCCCAGCCCGAGCCUCAGCCCGAGCCUCAGCCCGAGCCUCAGACCGAGCCUCAGCCCGAGCCCCAGCCCGAGCCCCAGCCCGAGCCUCAGCCCGAGCCCCAGCCCGAGCCCCAGCCCGAGCCCCAGCCCGAGCCUCAGCCCGAGCCUCAGCCCGAGCCUCAGCCCGAGCCCAAACCUGAGCCGGAAUCCAAACCGCAACCCCAGGCUCAAGCUCAAGCUCAAGCUCAAGCUCAAGCUCAAGCUCAACCUGUGUCCAACCCGUCGAUUGCGCUCGCGACCCGCCCUGAAACUGAAUCGGACGGCGCCGUGUUGCUGCCUCUCAACAACGAUGACGGUGACGACGAGAACAACUCGGCAUCUUCAGGUGAGUCGUCGGUCUCGUCGGUCUCGUCGAUGGACGGCGCAGGCGGCUCGCUGGCUGGUGCCAACAUGGCGGCCGUGCGCAGGUCGGGCGUGUCAGGCUCGUCGCGCCGCCGCAAGAAGAAGAAGCGCCGCGAGUCGUCGCGGUCGGAGGGGGGCAGCAAGUCCAAGUCCAAGACCAAGGCCAAGGCCAAGACCAAGACCAAGACCAAGACCAAGACCAAGACGGCCAAACUGGCCAACAUCUUGUCGCCGAGCGCGCCAGCCCACAUUGCUUCGCCGGCUGUUGGCUCGGCAGGCAAGCGGGGCCUGCCGUUCCUCCCGCCGCCAGGCAUGACCAAGCCGCCGGGCUCGGCACCUAUUCCGAUUGUGCGCCCGUCGCCGAUGCCCAAGAGCGUUGCGUCGCCACCAACAGGCAGUGGAACCUCACUCUCGCCACCGCAUACCCGCACCACAUCGCCUUCGUCGCUCUCGGCCACCUCGCCGCGAUCCAAUCUCGCAUCGCCGCGCAACGCAGCGUCGGAGACGGCUGCGCCCAAGCGGAUGCAUCGGAGGUCGUCGUCGUCAUCGUCGCUGGUCGAGGCUGCCACUCUCGCAGCAGCAACCUCGGCCGCUGCCCUCCCACCUGCGCCGUCGGCCGACGCGUCCGCUGAGUCUGGUGACGACGGUGCCGACGAGAAGCGCUCGAUGAUGCAGCGGCUCAAGAGCAUGAAGCGGAGUGCGUCGCAGCGAGUCUCCAAGUCGACCACCAACGUCAAGCGGAUCAUCAAGGAAAAGGCCCAACGCCGGUCGUCUUCGCCUGCGCUGGAGGCAGGCAGCACAGGCUCUGCGCUCCGCCUGGCCACCAAGGCUGUUCGCGACGUGCUUGGGGCGCCGCCGGCCACCCGUGCCACCAUGGCCUUUGGCGCCAUCCCCGCCGAGUUGCAGGCCUGGCUGAGAAUCUUUGAUCCGGCCGCUGUCCCGUCGGACGUUCCGCAGCUGUGGAUCGCCGAGGUCCUCGCCGCGUGUGUGGUCCACACCGUCCAUCCAGCUCGCCUCCCGCUCGGCAGCGUGUGGACCGAAGCGCAGACGUGUGACUUUAUCCGCGCCUAUUUUGGCUCGCUGCACUCGGCCUCCAUCCUUGCCUUUGCCAGCCGCCACCACUAUGCUGACGCCAUCGCGCUUGUCCACGCCUGCGAGGACGAGGCGCUGCAGGCCGAGGCCCAGGCCGUGGUCGAGGCCGAGGCGGCCUCGCCCGAUGCGCCCGUCGACGGCGAGUCCGGGACGCCGACUGCGGCUGCUACGACGGUGUCCGCGCUCUCCCAGUAUGCCAGCCGUCGCAAGGCACUGGACGAUGCGGCGAGCUCGGGCCCCGACCUGCACAGCCUCCUCUGCCGCGACGGCAGCCUCUCGGCUGUGCUGCGGUACUUGCCGGUGCUGGCGCAGGCCUCACCCGAGCUCGCGCUCAAGCUCGCGCUCGACUGGUACCCGCAGGUCCAGCCGUGGAUCUUUGCCCGCGCGCUGGGCAUCGGCAGCGGCGACGCGCCUCCGGCCGCCGCGCUGUACUACGCUGACUACCUCCGGUCGCUCCUCGACUCGAUGUCGCCGCCGACGCCGACGCCGUUGCCGCUGCUGGAAGCAGUCUUUGAGCACACGCUCGCGAGUACCGGGAGCCCUGCCCGGGCGGCAGUGCUCGGCCCGGCGAGCGACGGCCCGGCUGCACCGCUGGUCGCUACCGAUCACGUUCCGGCAUGGGAGGCUGUCGGCGUGAUGCCUCGGCCGGGCGCACUGGGCCUAGUCUGGGCUCUGCCCCACGGCGGCGUCCACUCGUUGGACACGCUGCUGACCAACCACAUGGCCCGGGCGUGGAAACACUGCUUCCGGUGA